Fusarium vanettenii 77-13-4 is the source of this 747-nucleotide messenger RNA. RefSeq lists its product as uncharacterized. The record is from RefSeq and is a predicted model, not a curated record. The transcript has 3 exons. Gene Ontology annotation, molecular function: monoatomic cation transmembrane transporter activity. Lineage: Eukaryota; Fungi; Ascomycota; Sordariomycetes; Hypocreales; Nectriaceae. The coding region runs from base 1 to 747 and encodes 248 amino acids. Gene Ontology annotation, biological process: transmembrane transport; monoatomic cation transport. Gene Ontology annotation, cellular component: membrane.
AUGAAUAGAACACCCACAACCCACCAUGGUGCGCAAUCCAGAGCCGACUCUAGUGUCCGAGCCGUACAGGUUGGCAUAGUCGCCGACGUGUGUCUGACUGCCCUCAAACUAACCGGAGGGUGGGCAUUUCAAUCCAGCUCUCUUUCCGCAGACGGUUGGCACAGCGCUGGCGACAUGACAACUGACCUUGUUGCGCUUGUUGUUGUGCAUGCCUGCCAACAUUUACGCACAAUCAGAAAAGACACGUCGGCGGCUAGACUCCUAGAGGAGACGUCAUCUCUCGUUUCAUCCGGUGCUCUUGUCGCUCUUGGGCUACAGAUGGCAUGGGGGAACAUGACGAGUCUUCAACUGCAGUUCUUCGCAGCAUCAUCUGGCAUUGACACUCCUCUCGAUGUGGCCACGGGGCACUCACUUGGCCCCUCCAGCACAAAUUUCCAUGCGGCGUGGAUAGCUCUUAUCACUGUCAUCGUGAAAGAGUGGCUUUAUCACAGAACACUCAAGGUCGCAAAGAAUCAGUGCUCUGCCUUGUUGAAAUCAACAGCCAUGCACCACCGACUAGAUGGGCUCAUGAGCCUCGUCACCGUUGCAGCUGUCGUCCUUAGUAGCACGGGAAUCGGGACGGCGUGGAUAGAUUCCUUAGGCGGGCUUUGCAUUUCCAUUCUUCUUUCUCAGGGGGCGCUUCGAAAUCUCAUCACUGUCUGUACUCCCUUUGAUCAUUCCAUGUACUGCAAUCGUGACUUGACGUGA